Messenger RNA from Menidia menidia (Atlantic silverside), 543 nucleotides. NCBI's taxonomy places the organism in Eukaryota, Metazoa, Chordata, Actinopteri, Atheriniformes, Atherinopsidae. The record is from the annotation of a GenBank genome assembly.
AUGUACCAGGGGGGUUUGGCAGGGCUCUCCGGCCUGUGCCGGGUCACCGAGCACCUCUACCUGAGUAAUGGCAGAGCGGCGAACGACUCGUCCCUGUUGGCAGGGAACGGGAUAACCUGCGUCAUCAGUGUUACGGAGACCAAGAGCCGCUCCCCUUCUCCGGGUGUGGAGUACGUCCACAUCCCGGUGGCUGACUCUCCUUUGACGGCCCUGAGAGACCACUUCGACGCGGUGGCAGAUAAAAUAAAGGCCACAGCCGAGGGCUGCGGCCGUACGCUGGUGCACUGCAACGCCGGCGUGAGCCGCUCCGCCGCCCUGUGCAUGGCCUACCUGAUGAAGCACCGCGGGGCCUCGCUCCUGGAGGCCCACGGCUGGGUGAAGGCCUGCCGGCCCGUGGUGAGGCCCAAUGCCGGCUUCUGGAAGCAGCUCAUCCGGUAUGAGACGGAGCUCCGUGGGAGCAGCACCGUACGAAUGGUGUCGUCUUCCUUAGGAGACAUACCAGACGUGUACGAAGAGGAAACCAGGGGCAUGGUGCCUCUCUGA